AGGAACUUUUGAUCUUCAAACUUUCAUCGUUGCUGGUUCUGAAUCCCUCCAUUGCUUCCAUACAACGAAAUGAUUGUCUUGCAAUUAUCCGACGGUAUUCUCACGCCGCGUCAUCUUCCGAUCGACGCUAAAAUUUCCCGCCGAGCCAACCAUGUCCUUACUCCAUCAUCGGUCUGUAAAGUUCGCCCCCGGAAUCAUUUUCCUAGGCUUGAGCAGCGCCAAUGCGUGACCAAAUCUAGCCGCGACCAAAAAUCGGAAACUCAGAAUAUCCCGUCCAGUGAAAUCGAAGUGGUGGAUGAAGAAGACGGAGAUUAUGAUGCAGACGAUGGAUUUUUUAGUGCGAGUGGGUUUAGAGGAAGAGAAGGGGAAAAGGACUACGAUCGAGACCCUGAGUUCGCUGAAAUUAUCGGAACUAGUGUUGAUGAUCCAGAGAAAUUUCGGUCCAAAAUGGAAGAGAGGCUGAGGAAGAAAAGGAACAAGAUAUUGCAGCCAAAAACGGGAUCAGCCGUUCCAGUAAAAGUUACAUUCAACAAAUUCGAUUUCUCGAACUCAUAUAUAUGGUUUGAAUUCUACAACACUCCAUUGGCCAAAGAUAUCACCUUAAUUUGUGAUACCAUUAGGUCAUGGCACAUCAUUGGACGUCUUGGUGGAUGCAAUUCCAUGAAUAUGCAGCUUUCUCAAUCUCCAUUGGAUAAACGGCCAAGUUAUGACUCUAUUCAGGGAGCCAAUGUUACUCCAACCACAUUUUAUAACAUUGGGGAUUUUGAGGUUCAGGACAACUUGGCUCGCAUAUGGGUUGAUAUCGGGACGAGCGAGCCAUUGAUUCUAGAUAUUUUGAUAAAUGCAUUAACCCAGAUUAGUUCUGACUACGUUGGAAUCAAACAAUUGGUAUUUGGUGGAUCAGAGUUUGAGAAUUGGAAAGAGAAUUUGACAUCAGAAGAUGCAGGUUACAGCACUCACAAAAUAUAGUUUACUUCCUAACCCCAUCUUAAGAAUGCCUCCAUUGCUUCUCUAGCAAUAUGGGAAGAACGAAACCUUCCAAGUUUUUCAGCUGCAAGGAUGCCAAUGCUUCACCUCAUUGUCUGCCAGUCUCUAGGAGAUUAGUAAUGAAAGAGAAGAAGUCACACAAAAUUUGUCUAUUGGCUCAUCAUUUGUUCCAGCAAAUCAUUCAUGGGAAAGAGCAGGUUAUGCUUGUUCACCUAAUUUUCUCGAUGAUUUGCCUACAAAUCUCAUGUUCUAAUAGUGAUUUCUUGAAGUUGAGUUCACAUCAUCUCUAUGAUUUAUAUAUAUAUAUAUGUAUGAUGAUUUGAUAGGAAACAGGAGACUCUAAUAAGAUCGAAUGGUAGAGAUUUUUAUUCUAUUCUUAUUUUAUUUUA
Cucurbita maxima (winter squash) is the source of this 1376-nucleotide messenger RNA. RefSeq lists its product as uncharacterized. The transcript has 7 exons. Bases 70 to 969 code for a protein of 299 amino acids. Lineage: Eukaryota; Viridiplantae; Streptophyta; Magnoliopsida; Cucurbitales; Cucurbitaceae. The record is from RefSeq and is a predicted model, not a curated record.